This is a messenger RNA of Australozyma saopauloensis, 915 nucleotides long. RefSeq lists its product as uncharacterized. The record is from RefSeq and is a predicted model, not a curated record. NCBI's taxonomy places the organism in Eukaryota, Fungi, Ascomycota, Pichiomycetes, Serinales, Metschnikowiaceae. Bases 1 to 915 code for a protein of 304 amino acids. The transcript has a single exon.
AUGACUUCAUCAUACCAAUUUUUGGCUAAUGAGCUCCCAGACCAAGUAUUUGAACCAUUGAAAACGUUAUCGGUAAUUCACACAGACCCAUCUCUAUCCUCAGAUCUUUCGGCUGCAUCAGAGAACGCUUUUUACUACAAAUGCAUCGCCAAUGAUGUCUUUGGCAUUUUCAAAGCAAUUGAGCAAAGCAAAGCAACAUUUUUUUCAGUUGCUCUUGUAGACGGCGACAAUAAGCUCACUUGGAACUCUCAAGAAGCUGAUAUCUUUUCGAUAUCGCUUAGUCAACACGCAUACUCCCACAAUGCCUAUGUAGGCCGAUAUUUGAAAUUCACUAAACAAAUUGCACCCAAGGGAUCGCCUCAGUAUGGCACGAGGUUUGAGGCGCUGGCUAAAAGAGAAGGCGCGAAAUACAGCAAAGAUGUCCACGCCAUGAUAGAGGCUGUCUUUCCCGGAUCUGAGGUUUGCGUGCUCACUGAUAGGCCACUAAACGACUUCGAGACUGAGUCAGUCACAUUUCAAGAGGUGCGGACUUCUGUCAAAACAGUCGAGAUUUCGGCCCAUACUGAUUUGUCUCCUUUGGCUUCAAGCACAGUCUCAGACGAAGAAUCGUACAAAUUUCUAGAGUACCUCUCUUUACUACACCUAAAUGCAUACCCAGACUUGAGUAACUCUCAUGUCGCUGCUACUAAUUCAUACGAGCCGGAAUUGAGUUCUGGCGAUAAGAUGAAGAACGAGAUAUAUUACUUGACGUAUUUAUCCGCAGCAAAUCCGCUCAUUUUAUCCUCGAUGCUACAGAACACAAAGUGCUUAUCAGUUCAAGGAACUACUGAAACAAAGAGCAUCACAAGCCUUUACACUACCGAGAACUUAUACACAUGGGAGGUCUCAAAAAGCAAGAAAGAUUCGACACACUGA